AUGGCAGGAGGAUCUCGCAAAUCACGAAGCGUCGCCGGCGGCCCCGCGGCCCCCAGCACAACCCUCGUCCUCGACAAUGGCGCUGACACGAUCAAAGCCGGGCUCAUCCCGACCGGGAGCAGUGGUGGCGACGACAAUACCCCGACCCAGCUGCAGCCGCGCAUCAUCCCCAACUGCAUCGCGCGCGACCGGCACAAAAAGAUUUACGUCGCAUCCGAGCUAGACAAGUGUCGCGAUUUUGGGGAGAUGGCAUUUCGACGACCGGUCGAGAAGGGGUACAUCGUGAACUGGGAGGCGCAGAAGGAAAUUUGGGAGAGGGAGUUUUUUGAUGAGAAGGCGCCGUUGAGAUGUGAUCCCGCAGAGACGAGGCUCGUGUUAGCUGAACAGCCAAACGCGUUGCCUGCGUUGCAGACGCAUUGCGAUCAGAUGAAUAUGCCCGUAACCCUUCCCGCCGAGAUUAUGCUGCUCAUCGACUCAGGCUACUCCCACACCACCAUCACUCCACUCCUGCAAGGCCGUCCGCUCCACCCCGCCAUCCGCCGCCUUGACGUCGGCGGCAAGCUCAUGACCAAUUACCUCACGCGUCUAAUCUCCAUGCGCCACUUCGACAUGCGCAAUGAGACAUAUGUCGUGAACGAGAUGAAAGAAGCGGCGUGCUAUGUGUCGCUGGACUUUAAAGGGGAUCUAGAGAAAACAUGGAAGGGAACAAGAGAUGAGAAACGGAAAGAUUGGCUUACGGGCGCUGGGAUCGCAAAGGACUACGUCCUGCCAGACUCGCAUACACGCUUCCAUGGUGUGCUGAGGGACUAUGACCCGAACGCGUCCCGCGCGAGGAGGGGAAUUCCGAAUACGGAGGAUGUGUUGACGCUGAGGAACGAGAGGUUUGUUGUGCCUGAGCUGCUGUUUCAUCCGAGCGAUAUCGGCUUGCGGCAGCCGGGGUUGGCGGACUUGAUCAUGCAGUCGCUUUCAGUGCUGCCGAUUGGACUGUGGCCAGGGUUGUUGGCGAAUGUUGUUGUCGUUGGGGGGAACGCAAAGUUUGAGAACUUUAUUCAGAGGUUACAGAUGGAGUUGCUGGAGAGAGUGCCGACUGAGUGUGUGGUGCGGGUAGCUAGGCCGGAGAAUCCAAUUAUCAGCACUUGGUUAGGGGCAAGCAAUUUUGCUAGGCAUGAGCAUGUCGAGCGGCUGGCGGUUACGAAGCAGCAGUAUGAGGAGUAUGGAGCGGGAUGGGUGGCUAGGAAGUUUGCUGCCGGGCUUGGGGUGGACUCCUGA
This is a messenger RNA of Thermochaetoides thermophila DSM 1495, 1269 nucleotides long. RefSeq lists its product as uncharacterized. Gene Ontology annotation, molecular function: nucleosome binding. Gene Ontology annotation, cellular component: Swr1 complex. The transcript is spliced from 2 exons. Lineage: Eukaryota; Fungi; Ascomycota; Sordariomycetes; Sordariales; Chaetomiaceae. The record is from RefSeq and is a predicted model, not a curated record. Bases 1 to 1269 code for a protein of 422 amino acids.